Molecule: messenger RNA, 1900 nt
Organism: Notolabrus celidotus (New Zealand spotty)
Lineage: Eukaryota; Metazoa; Chordata; Actinopteri; Labriformes; Labridae
Product: glutamine synthetase-like
Exons: 10
Coding region: 436-1536 (366 amino acids)
Cellular component (GO): cytoplasm
Molecular function (GO): glutamine synthetase activity
Source: RefSeq, a predicted model, not a curated record
AAAAGGAGAUGAGAUGUGGUUAAAAAAACAUUCAAGAGCUGAGUGAAAGAGACACCGAUCAAACUGAAACAACCUGAAGUAACCACAAACAGCAACACAGCACUUUGUGUUACAGGACUGGUUGAGUGAGAAGAAAAUGCCUAUAGAAAAGUUACAGGGUGGCAGUCAAAGUUAUAACUGGAAUGUUGCACUACAGGACAGCUAACCUGACGGAAACUGAUCAUCUGAGCAGCUCCGUCUCUAAUUGUGUUCACUGAGCUGCAAGACUCCCAGCUCAGCAAACAGCACUCAGACAUGAUCAGCAGAUGGCUUCUGUGGCACAGAUAAAAAGCAGGAACGAGUUUAGGCACGUCACACACUCUGCUCUCCGACAGACAGCUCACAACACCUGAAGCCACCUCUGACUGAGUUGUACCUCUUCGAUUAAAAGUGAGCAUGGCAUCGGUGUCGCUCAGCUCCCAACUCAACAAGAGUGUGCGCCAACAGUACAUGAGCCUGCCUCAGGAUGGGAAAUGCCAGGUCACUUACAUCUGGAUUGAUGGCACAGGAGAGGGUCUGCGUAACAAAACCAGAACCCUGGACAAAGAGCCAAACAGCAUAGAAGAUGUCCCUGAGUGGAACUUUGACGGCUCAAGCACAUACCAGUCUGAAGGCUCCAACAGCGACAUGUACCUCAUCCCAGUCUGCAUGUUCAGGGAUCCAUUCACGCACGAUCCCAACAAGCUGGUCCUCUGUGAGGUCCUCAAAUACAACCGCUUACCUGCAGAAACUAACCAUCGAGCUGGCUGCAGAAAAGUGAUGGAGGAGGUUAAAGAGAGCGUCAUCUGGUUCGGCAUGGAGCAGGAGUACACACUACUAGGAAUGGACGGGCAUCCUUUUAGCUGGCCACAAAAUGGAUUCCCAGGACCCCAAGGACCUUAUUACUGCGGAGUUGGGGCAGACAACGCUUAUGGACGGGACAUUGUGGAGUGUCACUACAAGGCCUGCCUCUAUGCAGGGGUCAAUAUCUAUGGCACCAACGCUGAAGUUAUGCCAUCCCAGUGGGAGUUCCAGGUGGGUCCCUGUGAGGGCAUCAAUAUGGGCGAUCAUCUGUGGGUGGCGCGUUUCCUGCUGCAUCGUGUGUGUGAAGAUUUUGGGGUUAUUGCAACACUGGACCCCAAACCAAUGAAGGGGAACUGGAACGGUGCCGGUUGUCACACGAAUGUCAGCACCAAGCUCAUGAGGGAGGAAGAUGGACUGCAAUACAUUGAGAAGGCUAUCGAGAAGCUAGGCAAAAAACAUGCCGAGCACAUCCGUGUGUACGACCCACGUGGAGGGAAGGACAACAUGAGGCGUCUCACAGGUCUCCAUGAGACCUCCAACAUCGAGGACUUCUCUGCCGGAGUGGCCAACCGAACAGCGAGCAUCCGCAUCCCUCGCCAGGUGGGCCAAGAGAAGAAAGGCUACUUUGAGGACCGCCGUCCUGCUGCUAACUGUGACCCGUACUGUGUGACCCAUGCCAUAGCCUCCACCUGUCUGCUUGAUGAGGAAGACUGAGAGAGGGAGGAAGGACUAGGCUGAGAAGAGGUGUAUAACCUUUGUGUUGCAGGCCGGUAUAGAGAGAUGAAUCCACUCGAGAGUUUACUUGACUUGAACACUCCAUGCAAACUGAAGAAAUAAGGACAGACAUGUUUAUUGUUAUUUCUGUUUUAACUUAUCCUAGUUUAUAGACACGUGCACAGAAAGAUUCAGCCCCAAGUUUUCUUAGAAAAAUGCUAUUGUUAGAAUAUUUUGUACAGCAGGAGUUAAAUGAUCUGUUUUCUUUUCAGAGCCUUCGCGCAAACUAUCUGUUAACUUAAUGCUUGCAUCUUUAAACUUGUGUCACCUGUGUUUGUAUGAGUUAAUACAAAUUAUAACACAA